CGUUCUGUGUGCACAAACUGACGGCCUGCGGGCUGAAAUCAGGACAGACAUCCGUGUUUGUCACGUUGUUUCAGGACCUUGUACGGUUCGGGAAAACAAAACAAACCUUGAAGAGGAGCGAUUGGCUGCGAGUGUUGGACGUCCCGAAGCGCUGGUUCUGGCAUUUUUAUCUGGUCUCUGUCUGCUGGAACAGUUUCCUCCUGGUCUUAAACCUGUCCUCCACCUGUCCCCCAUGGCUGAACUGGACUAUAAUGGUUCUGACAGGUGUCCCAAGACCUGCCAGCAAAGGAGGCUGCUGGAGUGCUGCUGCGUCAGUGUCUUCUCUGACGGGGUCCUGCAUGUGGUCCAGUAUGUCUUUGGUCUGGCUUACUACGUGGUCCUGGGUCUGACGGUGCUCUGCACAGACCCCACAGCUGAAGGUCCUGGUCCUCUCCUGUCUCAGCUGGACUGGAUUCAGGGUGCUGGACUUGUCCUUUUUGUUGGGGCCUCCCUGCUGCAGCAUCAGUCCAUGGUUCUGCUGGCCCGGCUUCGCACCGGAAACACAGGCAGAGUGGAGACGUUGGCCCACAGGAUGCCAGAGGGGGGCUGCUUCCAGCUGGUCUCAUGCCCACAUUACUUUGCAGAGCUGCUGAUCUACGUCUCACUUAGCUUGGUCUUUGGUGGCCUCUCUUUGACCUGGUGGCUUGUGGUCCUUUAUGUGCUGUUCAACCAGGCUCUGGCAGGGCAGCUGAGCCAUGAGCUGUACAUCAGCAGGUACAAGUCCUACCCAAAGUGUAGAAGAGCCUUCAUACCUUAUGUGUUCUGAGUCUUUUUACUGUAUUUAGUGGUAAUUAUCAGGAUCCGUUAAAAAAAAAAAAAUAAAAGUUUUCGGCCUUAACAAGAUGAUUUUGACCAAAUGAAGCUCGCUUCUCAAGAAAACCACUGAAAAUUUUCAAAGCUCCUGGUGAGAUGUGAAUUAUUUGUCAGACUGAUUUAUAAAGACAUAAGAGAUGUCACUUUUCUUUAUACAUGUUUUUGUCAUAAGUACUUUUAAGAUAUGACUGUUUUCACUACUGUGUCUUGUGUAGUGUAAUUAUUAAUAUGAUUGAAAUAAAGUGAUUCCAGUUUAA
Austrofundulus limnaeus is the source of this 1109-nucleotide messenger RNA. RefSeq names its product steroid 5 alpha-reductase 3 (gene srd5a3). NCBI's taxonomy places the organism in Eukaryota, Metazoa, Chordata, Actinopteri, Cyprinodontiformes, Rivulidae. Gene Ontology annotation, cellular component: endoplasmic reticulum. The transcript is spliced from 5 exons. The annotation marks the transcript as partial. The record is from RefSeq and is a predicted model, not a curated record. Gene Ontology annotation, molecular function: 3-oxo-5-alpha-steroid 4-dehydrogenase activity. Gene Ontology annotation, biological process: polyprenol catabolic process; dolichol-linked oligosaccharide biosynthetic process.